AGCCAGUGGAUUUAAAUGACGUGUUAUUCUUUAUUUUUCUGACCUCAUUUACACCAUAUUGUGAGUUAUUGUGUCAAACAAAUCUGUGAUUUAAGGGUUUGGUUGGACCACAGAAGAUUUUCAGAUUUCAAAAUAGGCGGCUGCAUUCUUGGGAACGGCUGCUUUAACGGUUGCUGUGGCGUCCGUGUUUCCACCAUUGUGUCUGUGUCUACAAUAACACUUGGGAAUGUACUCAUGAUAACAAUUUGGGUCAUGAGCACCUCGUGCUGCCGCGGUGACGUCAUGAUGAACGCGCUUCCAGUCUGGCUGCAGAAUCAACGGCUGGUUUUCAGCAGUUUGGACAAACUCAGAUACCCUUCUCCUCUUCUUCUUCAUUAAUCUGAGCUUCCACAUUGACUGAGGACUGAUGUCUGCUGCCUGCCUGCUCCUCAUGCUGCUGCCUCUGGUCUCGGGCCAGACUUACCACUGGGGUCCCUGCCCGAGCCCUAAAGUGCAGCCAAACUUCAGAAUCCAGCAGUACCAAGGAAAGUGGUAUGAGAUUGAGAAGCUCCCGGCUACCUUCGAGAGAGGCAAAUGCAUCGAAGCAAAUUACGCCCUGAGGUCAGACAGCACCAUCCGGGUACAGAACUCUCAGUUCUAUAAAGACAAGGUCAGGACCAUUGAAGGAACUGCGGUGAUUCUGGAUCCAAGACAACCAGCGAAACUUGGAGUCAGUUUCUCCUACUUUACUCCUUACAGUCCCUACUGGAUCCUGACCACAGACUACUUCAGCCUGGCUGUGGUGUAUUCCUGCACGGACAUCCUCCGCAUCUUCCACGUGGAGUACGCCUGGAUCCUAGGCCGCUCACGCUUCCUGCCUCCACAGACUGUCCGCUAUGCCAAGCAGCUGCUGAUGAGCGAGAGAAUCGAUGUGGUCAGGAUGAAGGCCACAGACCAGACCGGUUGUCAGGGCAAGUAGGCACUAGGCAAGUCACAGCGGCCCACUGUGGCAGGAAUGAACACUGAGCCUAGGCUUUGGAUUCCACGAAAACAAGCAGUCGGUGAUGUCGUGUUUAUUACCAGGAAGGCUUGUUUAGUGCACACAA
Thalassophryne amazonica is the source of this 1085-nucleotide messenger RNA. RefSeq names its product apolipoprotein Db (gene apodb). The transcript is spliced from 5 exons. Gene Ontology annotation, biological process: lipid transport; brain development; tissue regeneration. Gene Ontology annotation, molecular function: lipid binding. The record is from RefSeq and is a predicted model, not a curated record. NCBI's taxonomy places the organism in Eukaryota, Metazoa, Chordata, Actinopteri, Batrachoidiformes, Batrachoididae. Bases 407 to 958 code for a protein of 183 amino acids.